AUGGGAUUAGCUGAGUCAAAGGUUUCUACAUUUGUAUCCUCAACAUCCACAUCUGAAUAUAAUAAAUCUGUUGAAGAGGAAUCUCAAGAACUAUUUCUCAAAAAUGGUGAAAUCUGUGAAGCAGAAUUAGUCAACAGAAAAUUCAAUGAUAUAUGUAAUGAUAAUCAGGGUAAUAAUUCACUGAAGAAGCAGACUAUUUCAUGGAAAACAGUUGGCGCUACUAGCAAACCAAGUAAAACGUACUAUUUGGUCUAUGAUUCUUUUGAGUGUACACCACCGUCAUCAUCGAAGAAUAACUCCAAAGUUUUCAGUGACAACAGUCAUAAUAAUCAACCCAAAAAACAACUACCUAUCAGUCAAUUAGUAAAACAACCCCUUGUAUCAAAAAUCUCGCUUACUGAUACUAACACUGAUAACAUGGAUCUAAGCAAUAACAAAUGUCAAGCCUUAACAAAAAAUUUAACGAAAACUCCUCACUGCUCACAAACGUUCUCAGCAAACAACAUAAACUCAGAAAUUUACGAUAAAUGGUCAGACACGCUUGAAAAGCAUUCACGUCAGUAUCUUUUGAAUCGUAAAUGCGGACCUCAAUCAAACUUACUUUCGUCAGAGAAAACAGGUCUUCUACAACAAGAUAUGAUUGAAUUUUAA
This is a messenger RNA of Schistosoma haematobium, 651 nucleotides long. RefSeq lists its product as uncharacterized. The record is from RefSeq and is a predicted model, not a curated record. Lineage: Eukaryota; Metazoa; Platyhelminthes; Trematoda; Strigeidida; Schistosomatidae. The transcript is spliced from 2 exons. The coding region runs from base 1 to 651 and encodes 216 amino acids.